Molecule: messenger RNA, 744 nt
Organism: Aspergillus niger
Lineage: Eukaryota; Fungi; Ascomycota; Eurotiomycetes; Eurotiales; Aspergillaceae
Exons: 3
Coding region: 1-744 (247 amino acids)
Biological process (GO): translational initiation
Cellular component (GO): cytoplasm; eukaryotic translation initiation factor 4F complex
Molecular function (GO): RNA 7-methylguanosine cap binding; translation initiation factor activity
Source: RefSeq, a predicted model, not a curated record
AUGGCCGCUGUUGCUGAGAACGGCCACGCGCCCGUGGCUGACGAGAACGCCGCCCCCGUUGCUGCCGCCGUCGAACAGAAGGAACAGACCGAGAAGACGAAUGGAGACUCUGUCACAGUAUUCCACGACCCCGAAAACUUCAAUGUGAAGCAUCCUUUGAUGCACGAGUGGACUCUGUGGUUUACCAAGCCCCCUAGCGGCAAGGGCGAUAACUGGAAUGAUCUGUUGAAGGAAGUCGUGACUUUCAACUCCGUUGAGGAAUUCUGGGGUAUCUACAACAACAUCUCGCCGACAUCCGAGUUGGGCCUCAAAGCAGACUACCAUCUCUUCAAGAAGGGAGUUCGUCCCGAGUGGGAAGACCCCCAGAACAAGCACGGAGGCAAGUGGUCAUACUCUUUCAAGGACAAGCGCUCCGUGCCCAUCGACGACCUGUGGCUGCACGCACAACUGGCCGCUAUUGGCGAGACUCUUGAGAACGACGGUGACAACGAGGUUAUGGGUGUUGUUGUGAACGUACGCAAGGGCUUCUACCGUGUUGGUCUGUGGACUCGGACUGUUGGCAAGAGUAUCCCCGGAGACAAGAAUGGUCGCACACCCGCACAGGGCAAGGAGAUCCUCGAGAACAUCGGCCGGCGCUUCAAGGAAGUCCUUCGUCUCAAGGAGGCUGAUGCCGUUGAGUUCUCGGGUCACACGGACAGCGCACACAGCGGCAGCACGAGAGCCAAGGCCAAGUACACUGUCUAA